AUGUAUAGGCCUUACCACAUAAUCACAAUUUGCAUAUUAAAUAUCCAUAGUGCAGUUGAUUUUUCAGCAUGUUUCAUAGGAAAAUUGUCAAAAUAUUCAACUUAUGCCAAACACAUCGAUAAAUGUUGUUUAAAGCGAGAGGAAUCUUUACCUGUUACAGAAACUAUCAUUUCUGGAGUACAACCCUCAGGGAAACUCCAUUUGGGCAAUUAUUUUGGUUGUAUUUAUCCGUGUUUGAAGGCACAGGAAAAUCGCAAAAAAAUUAACUUCAUGAUAGCCAAUCUACACUCCAUUACCAGCGCUAAAAAUCUCCUGGAAAUUGCCCAGAAUUCAGACGUAUUGAGCAUAAGCAAACAGGCACUAGCAAUAAGUCUGGCAUGUGGUCUAAAUCCAUCAGAAGGCACUCGAUUUUUUUACCAAUCGCAAAUAGCCAAUAUAUUGAAAUUGAACUGGAUCAUAGCAUGUCUAGUCUCAGCAAAUAAGAUACAGGGGCUUUUGCGUCUAAGGAAUGCAAAAUUCAUAUCGUUAGGAUUAGUGUGUUAUCCAGUCCUAAUGUCAUCUGAUAUAUUGAGUAUAAGGGCCACCAAAGUUAUUGCCAAUAAGGAUCAAACCCCUCAUGUUGAAUUAGCAAGAUUUAUCGCCAAAAAGUUGAAUUCAUUUUUGGGUAAAGAAUUUUUUCCACUAACCGAAAUAGAUACUUCAGAAUCGAGCAGCAUCAUGUCCCUAUCUAAGCCUACGGAAAAAAUGUCGAAAUGCGAAACAGAUGAGCAUUCCAGAAUUGAUUUACUAGAUCCACCUGAAGUGGUUUUUAGUAAGAUUAGAGACUCGGUCACUGAUUCUGUGAGAGGGUUGUCAAUUGAACCGGAAAAGCGACCGGGUGUCACAAAUCUGAUUAGAAUUUACAGCAAAUGUAGUGGUAUAGCACAGGAUACGGCAAUUCGUGACUUUUCCGAUGCGGGAUUCAUCGAAUUCAAGCGCUCAGUUGCAGAAGUAGUUAUUGAGUUCCUAAGACCAAUUCAGCAAAGAUACAAUGAAAUUAUUAAGGAUAGUCAAUAUUUGGAUAAGGUAGCUAAUGAUGGGGUGGAGCACAUAAAUUCAAUUUCUGAUGAAGUGAUCAAAGUUUUCGAUUGGUUGUUCUAA
Messenger RNA from Babesia microti strain RI, 1140 nucleotides. RefSeq names its product tryptophanyl-tRNA synthetase. Bases 1 to 1140 code for a protein of 379 amino acids. The transcript is spliced from 6 exons. Gene Ontology annotation, cellular component: mitochondrion. Gene Ontology annotation, biological process: tryptophanyl-tRNA aminoacylation. NCBI's taxonomy places the organism in Eukaryota, Apicomplexa, Aconoidasida, Piroplasmida, Babesiidae. The record is from RefSeq and is a predicted model, not a curated record. Gene Ontology annotation, molecular function: tryptophan-tRNA ligase activity; ATP binding.